Molecule: messenger RNA, 1710 nt
Organism: Linderina pennispora
Lineage: Eukaryota; Fungi; Kickxellomycota; Kickxellomycetes; Kickxellales; Kickxellaceae
Exons: 2
Coding region: 125-1486 (453 amino acids)
Biological process (GO): transcription elongation by RNA polymerase II
Cellular component (GO): Cdc73/Paf1 complex
Molecular function (GO): chromatin binding; RNA polymerase II complex binding
Source: RefSeq, a predicted model, not a curated record
GCUCGCUGCUCGAAUUACCCGAUAGUUUACUUCAUUACCAAGCUGCACACAUUUCCUCUCUACGCAUCAGUUGCUACGGCAAGUCUACCAAGGACGGAACGCGUUAACGUACAUACACCCUGAAAUGUCGUCGGCGUCCAAGCAAAACAAAAAGAGUAUUGGAAAGGAGUUUCUGUGCAAGGUUCGGUACCAGAACCCGCUGCCCGUGGUUCCCUUUCCUCCCAAACUGCUGCCGAUUCCGCCGACAUACGUAGACGCGAACGGUGGCUCGUACAGCCAGGCACGGCUCGCACACUAUGUCGAAUACCGGCACACAACAUUGGAAGAGGCGACACCAUACCCGAUGCACAUUGACGCCGACCUUGGCAUGCCGAUCGAUCCGUGCAUGCUGGGCACAUUUGAUGAAGACUACAGGCCAGGUGCCCUCCAGCCGCAGGAGCUCGAUCCAAGAGAUGAAUUCUUGUUGAAUCUCCCCACCACCACUGAGCCAGCAGCACCCGCACCGAACACCAGCAGCACCAGCACGUCUGGCGGCCCAGCUGCUAGGCCCGUGGUGCGCGUGCAGGAGAAGCGCAAAUUUGAUCACUCGCUUGAGGGCCAGCUGCAGGCGAUCGAAGAUACAUUUGCAUGCUAUGCCAAAUACGCCGACCUCGAGGAUGGCCAGGCGAGGCUGUUGCGUGACAUGAAGCACCCGACGAACUCGAAGCUGACUGCCGUCGAGGCCAUCCCGGUGUUCCCCGACGAGCACACUUGGGUCAACAACUACACAGCCUUCACGCUCGACACGUGCCCGGAGCCGCAGUACACAAGCAUGAAGAACUGCCCUGACAUGGACGCUGCGAAGCGCCAGAAGCUCGGCGAUGAGGCGCGCCAGUCGAUUGUGUUUAGGCUGCGCGACCGCACCAACAACUUUGGCCAAAGUGAACGGUGGGUCGAGUCGUUCCUGCCUGAAGACAGCGAAAUGGCGACCAAGAUCCACGAGCGGCUGACUGAUGGCAGGCAGGCAGGCGAGCAGGACUCGGGCGUCGAGUAUCGCUUCGAGAAGGCGCGCGAUUACGAUCUACCGGGGCUCUCUGAGGCACACCGCCAGGACAUGUACAUGUUCACUAUCAAUAACGGCGAGGCUGUGUAUGUGCCAAUCAAGUCGCGUGCCAUGCUGAAGCGCCGUCAGGUCCCGCUGAACGUCCAGCUAGAGGAGGAGCGCGACGACCCAUUAUAUGUCACGCAUAUGGGGCUGCAGCUGCGCGAGAUGAAAGAGGAGGAGAUCCAGGACCAGCAGGAAGCCAUGAACAAGCUGCGCAAGAAGAUCAAGGAGGAAAUUGUCCACAACACUGGGCGCACCGAGGAAACGGACGAGAAUGUCGAUAUUGGCGAUGACAUGUUUGACGAUAGUCAGGACAUCGACUCAGCCCACGAGGACAGUCGUCGCCGCCACCGCCGCUCAGCUUCGUUCUCAUCGUCGUCUAGCAGGGUAGAUGAUUUUUGAGCAAUAUGGAUUUUUACUAUACUGCAACAGAAUCCCUGCUGUGUGGCACCACCGCACAGACCGAUUACAUGUGGCUGGAUUAUACGAUUUUAUAUCCCAGAAUGCGUCCGACUAUUCACUGUAAUGUUUUUUAUUGACUGAAAGGACCCACACUCUUUUGAGCCUCACAGCGAGUAUGCGUGACUCCCUCCGUGGACUCUUUAAAUAGGAUUAUCUCUUUACGC